Messenger RNA from Ooceraea biroi (clonal raider ant), 2178 nucleotides. RefSeq names its product serine/threonine-protein kinase hippo (gene hpo). The record is from RefSeq and is a predicted model, not a curated record. Gene Ontology annotation, molecular function: ATP binding; protein serine/threonine kinase activity. NCBI's taxonomy places the organism in Eukaryota, Metazoa, Arthropoda, Insecta, Hymenoptera, Formicidae. Gene Ontology annotation, cellular component: cytoplasm. Gene Ontology annotation, biological process: protein tetramerization; protein phosphorylation; signal transduction.
GAGCGGAGUGCAUUCGCGAACUCUUGAUCGACUGCACCAUCUACGAUGGCCGACAGUCGAAGAUUGCGAUAUUUCGGUUGUGGUUACUUUAAUUUAUCGACAAAAAUGUAAUGCCUCUACUUUUAAUUGGCCAUGUUACCUUCGCACGCGGCACGAUAAUCACGAUUUGCUCACGUUUAUGUUGCUCCUAUAAGUACCCGCGCGUGCGUUCACUCGAGAUCCCCGAUCCGACAUCGACGCGAAGAUGUCUUCCAAGAGCGAAUUGAAAAAGUUAUCGGAGGAAAGUUUAACAAGGCAACCGGAAGAAGUGUUCGACAUUAUAUGCAAGUUGGGAGAAGGGUCAUAUGGAUCAGUUUACAAAGCUUUGCACAAGGAGAGCGGUCAGGUACUCGCCAUCAAACAGGUACCAGUUGACACGGACCUACAGGAGAUCAUUAAGGAAAUAUCGAUCAUGCAGCAGUGUGACUCUCCAUACGUUGUCAAGUAUUAUGGAAGUUACUUUAAGAAUACAGAUCUAUGGAUCGUGAUGGAGUAUUGUGGAGCUGGCUCCGUCAGCGAUAUCAUGAGGCUAAGGAAGAAGACGCUUCAGGAGGAUGAGAUCGCGACGAUUCUCAGCGACACCCUCAAAGGACUGGAAUACCUGCACCUGAGAAGAAAGAUUCACAGAGACAUCAAGGCUGGAAAUAUCCUUCUGAAUAACGAGGGCCACGCGAAAUUGGCCGAUUUCGGUGUGGCGGGUCAAUUAACGGAUACCAUGGCGAAACGUAACACGGUCAUCGGUACACCAUUCUGGAUGGCACCCGAGGUCAUACAAGAGAUCGGCUACGACUGCGUGGCCGACAUAUGGUCCCUGGGUAUAACGGCCCUGGAGAUGGCUGAGGGCAAACCACCGUAUGGGGACAUACAUCCGAUGAGGGCGAUAUUCAUGAUCCCGACUAAACCGCCGCCCAGUUUUAGGGAGCCCGAUCAGUGGAGUCCAGAAUUUAUCGAUUUUGUCAGUGGGUGCCUUGUAAAAAAUCCCGAAGAGAGAGCCACUGCGACGGAGCUUCUGCAGCACGAGUUCAUAGGUAAUGCCAAACAGCCGAGUAUCCUGAGCCAAAUGAUCGCCGAGGCCCACGAGAUACGAGAGAAGCAGAGUGUGCAUCGAGCGCACGUGAUAAACAACGUGGCGAUUAAAGCGCAAAAUCAGGCGGACGAUUCGGACGAGGACGAUUGCAGCGGAACCAUGAAACCGUUACCGGAGGACAGCAGGACGCUGGUGCCGAGUCACGAUCUUCCCGACACGGGUACUUUAGUCUCGGCAGUGUUGGACCUGGGUACUAUGGUCAUUAAUAGCGACACGGAUACCGAAGCUACCAUGAAAAGACACAACACUGGCUCCGUGGAAUCUGGCAAGAAGUAUCGACCGCUAUUCUUGGAUCAUUUCGACAAGAAGGAAGCGCCCGAAAUUGGCAAGGGUAACGCACAGUUGUUGGGCGCGCAAAAUUCGGAGAACGCAAAGUCGGAGCUGCUGAGUCCAAGCGAAUCUCAAAGGUUUCAAAGCCACCUGCAGCUGCAGCUGCAGAACCAGAUAUCUCAUCCUGUGCUGGAACAGCCGCGCAACAAUAUAUCAAAGUUCCAGAAUGUCUUCACCGAGCGUGAUUUCGAUUUUAGAAACAACCCUGUCCUGCAGCUGAAGUUUCUCUCCUACGAGGAACUGCAGCAACGAAUGGCUAGUCUGGACGCGGAGAUGGAGCGGGAGAUCGACGAGCUGAGAAAGAGGUAUCAGACCAAGCGACAGCCCAUCCUCGACGCAAUGGACACCAAGCGGAAGCGCCAACAAAACUUUUAACGGUUUGGUUUCCUUCUCUACGCGACGUAGUCAUCACGACAGAGAGAUAGGGACAAAGGGUACAGUUGUACAGUUGUAUAAAUGGAUAGAUUCUAUUCGCGUCAUCCCUGAUUCCAUUAAAGAGAAGAACAUUGCUCGCACCACACAUCAUCCCGUCGACUCACAAGCGCGCGACGUGACUUUACACACGGUCCCUUCUUUCAUCCCUUCAUCGAGCUAUCAGAUUACAAUGUUGCUUUUCUUUUUGCGAAUCCGGGAUGUCUAGUAGCUAUAAUAGCCGAUAGCCUCACGUCACCAGUGUAAAUUAUUUUUACGUGAUUUAGGUCAAGAUACAAUCACUAUACUUA